AUGGCUCCUACUAAAGUUGGUAUCAACGGUUUCGGACGUAUCGGACGUAUCGUCUUCAGAAAUGCUAUCGAGCAUGAUGACAUCGAUAUCGUCGCUGUCAACGAUCCUUUCAUUGAGACUGAAUAUGCCGCAUACAUGUUGAAAUAUGACUCCACUCACGGUCAAUUCAAGGGUGAUAUCAAAGUCCUCUCCGACGGAUUGGAGGUUAAUGGCAAGAAAGUCAAGUUCUACACUGAGAGAGACCCUGCCAACAUCCCAUGGGCUGAGUCUGAGGCAUACUACGUUGUCGAGUCCACCGGUGUUUUCACCACCACCGAGAAGGCUAAGGCACAUUUGAAGGGUGGUGCCAAGAAGGUUGUCAUCUCUGCUCCUUCCGCCGAUGCCCCAAUGUACGUCAUGGGUGUCAACAACGAGACCUACAAUGGUGAAGCAGAUGUUAUCUCCAACGCUUCUUGCACAACCAACUGCUUGGCUCCUCUCGCCAAGGUCAUCAACGAUGAGUUCACCAUCAUUGAAGGUUUGAUGACCACCAUUCACUCCUACACUGCCACCCAAAAGACCGUUGAUGGUCCAUCCGCUAAGGAUUGGCGUGGAGGACGUACCGCUGCUCAAAACAUCAUUCCAUCGAGCACCGGUGCCGCCAAGGCCGUCGGAAAGGUCAUUCCAGAGCUUAACGGCAAGCUCACCGGAAUGUCUAUGCGUGUUCCAACUGCCAACGUCUCUGUUGUUGACUUGACUGUCCGCAUUGAGAAGGCUGCUUCUUAUGAUGAGAUCAAGGAGGUCAUCAAGAAGGCCGCCAAUGGUCCUCUCAAGGGCAUAUUGGCUUACACCGAGGACGAUGUUGUCUCCACUGACAUGAACGGUGACAACCACUCCUCCAUCUUCGAUGCCAAGGCCGGUAUCUCCCUCAACAAGAACUUCGUCAAGUUGGUUUCCUGGUACGACAACGAGUGGGGUUACUCUCGUCGUGUCCUUGACCUCCUCCACUACAUCUCCAAGGUUGAUAACAAGCAGUAG
Messenger RNA from Sclerotinia sclerotiorum 1980 UF-70, 1017 nucleotides. Its product is annotated as glyceraldehyde-3-phosphate dehydrogenase. NCBI's taxonomy places the organism in Eukaryota, Fungi, Ascomycota, Leotiomycetes, Helotiales, Sclerotiniaceae. Gene Ontology annotation, molecular function: NADP binding; NAD binding; oxidoreductase activity, acting on the aldehyde or oxo group of donors, NAD or NADP as acceptor. The record is from RefSeq and is a predicted model, not a curated record. Gene Ontology annotation, biological process: glucose metabolic process. The coding region runs from base 1 to 1017 and encodes 338 amino acids. The transcript has 3 exons.